AUGGAACCUCACCCACCUCCCGACAGCGGUAUCAACUUCCCCGACGCUCCAUUUAUUCCGUACAACAAAGUCGCCUUACGCCUCCUCGAGAUGCACUUCAAAGACUCACCAUACAUUCUCAAUCCACCAUCAGCUUCGAACGAAAACGUCGACACGGUUAUGCACUCAACAGAGGUCCCUCCAGUCGAAUCUCAGAGCUCUGGUUCGAACGCUUUGCAGGCAACAUCUUCCACCGUUCCGAAUCAACCAUCCGCCUCACCUCCACACAUUCCAUCACCCAUUUCCGUAAACGAAGACGUCGAGAUGACUCCGUACGAGGAGCCAUCGCUGCACGACCAAUGUAUGGACGAUUCGCCGCCGACGGGUCCCCCUGUAGGCCAGGAAACUUCGAUGCAGCUGUCUUCGGGCGAUUCGGACUCGGAUUGUCGUUCCACGCACUCAGACGAGUCAAUGCAGGACGAGGAGGAUGUUUCUGGAGUGUCAGGAGACAUCGGUGAGAUACUGGGCUCAGAUGCGGAUGAACUAGUGAAUUUUUUGCGCCGUUUUAACAUUCUGGUGGACACAGAAUAUCGGCAAACGAUCUGCGUCGAGUGCAGCAGAAUCGUUCACCAUCCUCACAUGCAUGGACACCAGAAACACGAACACUUCAAAUAUAAGCCCGGACAAUGCAACACGGCCAAACUCCCUCCAAAGCAGCAAAUUGACGCUGCGCUCUCCUCUCUUGGUGCAGACACUCCUCUCCCAAUACCAAAAACAGGUAUACCGGCGAUACCAGGUGUCGAGGUCGAGUCAGGAAUUCAGUGUAUCGAAACUGGAUGCCUGGCGUGUUUUGUAGGUAAAAACAAGCGGGACCUUCUUUAUCGACACUACGCCCGUAUCCAUCCGCUUGUCCGGCCACCCCCAACAUUCGAAAAAUUUCCCAAUCUGCUGUGCCAGUCAAGCUCCACACAGAAACGCCAACGCUUCUACUUCCACGUCACCUCAACAGACCAACUCACCUCCCAGGCCUUUAUGGACGUCAUGACGAAGGCAAAAGCCGUUGACCUGUUCAAUCCAUCGGACAUUUUUCAUGCCUCCGAGAGUGCGCAAGAGAGGAACACGGCGUUCACACACACACGAUGGGAUUUGUUGUUGGAAGGUGUAAAGGUAGCAGAUCUUCGAGGCUUGGCACAGUUAGCGCUUCGUCCAGGCGAGGAGUAUCUUGAGUCAUUGAAGGGUUUCGUGCGGCAAUACUACGAAGCCAUUGUUAAGGACAUAUCAAAGUUGACAAAUCUAACAAGAAGAUAUAUCAUGUCAUAUAAAUUCGGAGUUCCGAAGGACCAGCCUUUUAAGCGGCCUCAAGAGAGGGGGACUAUAGACAAGGACUCGGACUAUAUGUCCAGGUUCUUAUUUUUUCUUAUUCGUUCCCUCGACACCUCGAUCGAGAACUUUCCAAUCUCCCUCCAUCCAGACACGGCCCAUCUCCUUCGUCAUUUACGAGACCUUCUCCAACAGCCGACUUCCAUCCCAGCUGAUGUUCUGUUCGUCAUACACGAAUGUCUAUGGUCGAUUCUAUCCGUUGUUAGCGACGCUUUUUUGUUCGAUGACUCGCAGUGUCCCUUCACUCGUUUUCUCCUUGCGUCCAACUUGCAUGACGAUUACGGAACAUUUGAGAAUGUCACCAUCAUUCCGCCACGGAUUACAAUGCUUCAAUGGUGUUUCCGAGCUACUGGCGUACGACAGGUUCUUCACAUAAUGGAAAUGGAAGGGAUUAACAGUCAAACUGCAUUUGAUACUAAUGUUGCCGACUACCUCUGCGAUAGCAAGCCUACGCUGUUCAACAACCUCCGACAAUAUAUGAAGCUGUUUAGCACCAUAUCCUACGCUCAAAAGCCUAUCGCAAAAAUUAACCUCAAUCCACAAAGGACUGUCAUUUCCAUCGACAGCAGUCCCAUCAUUAUUGCCGAUUUUGUCAGUGGAAUUCACAGUGUUCUCGACGCCGUGGAAAAAAAGGUUGAUGAGCUGUUCCGUGGUUGUGUUUAUCAGGACCUGCUUGAACGAAUCGACCGUUCGCUGGUCCCAGAUUCUUCGGGACAGCCUUACUGGUUUAGGGACAGCGCCGCAAACAUCGAUUAUGGUUACUCAUUCAUGAAGGAACCUUGUAACGGGAUGGAACAAGAUAAACAACGUCUUCUUCGCUACCUCUGUGAAGACUCGCGGUUUUUCAAGAUGGUCCCUAACGUUGGAGUGUUUGCAGCUCAAGGGGCCAUACGCGAAUGGUUUUCGGAAGUGAAUGAAGUCGUAAAAGGUCUCUUUUACCUGAUUGUCUGUACUUGGGGCGGUGGUGCUCGCGGUACAGAACUCCAACACCUCUCCUAUGCCAAUCAUCCAUCCCACCCUCGUAAUAUCCUUUUCAUCAAUGGCAUCCUCACCAUCGUAACCACAUACAACAAGACUCUAUCCAAUACCGGUGUCGGAAAGAUGAUUGCGCGUAGUCCGGCUGUACGCGUUAGCCGUCUAUUCGUGUUGGUUCUCUGGCAGGUGUAUUGGGCUUGUGCUCACCUCUCACUAUACACCGGAAUGAGUAAGGAGAGUUCUCAGCGGUACCUGCAUGAGGUCUUUGUUUUAUUGGGGGAAAGUAUGUCCAGCGAAAAAUUCUCCUUCACGCUGGGCUACUAUAAUUCACUCUCCGUUGGGUUCCAGAUCAAACUGGCUGACUUUCGUCAGCUGAUGGCCACCCUAUCUCUAUUCCCUGGAAAGCAUCACUUGUACACCUCCCAUCAAGCCGUAAAUUUUAAAUGA
Messenger RNA from Marasmius oreades (fairy-ring Marasmius), 2781 nucleotides. RefSeq lists its product as uncharacterized. Lineage: Eukaryota; Fungi; Basidiomycota; Agaricomycetes; Agaricales; Marasmiaceae. The transcript has 3 exons. The coding region runs from base 1 to 2781 and encodes 926 amino acids. The record is from RefSeq and is a predicted model, not a curated record.